ACCGUCACAGCCGCCGACCAAUCAGACAGCUGCUAAAAACCUUAGCUAGCUACCUAGCUACCCUUCUGUAGUCCCUGUCAGAAAGUUAAAACACAAGCAAAACACAGCACAGAAGUGCGGAUUAAACAGGAACUAUAUUAUACAUUUCUAUUUCUCAGGGUCCCCGCUGCAGUCUGAUGGGUUCAUGUUAACGGCCAGCAGAGCGGAGCCCGUUCAGCGCCAUGGCCCUCGCCGAGGAGCAGCCGGAGAAACACUGUUGGGUGUGUUUUGCCACGGAGCGAGACGACCACAGUGCGGAGUGGGUGAGCCCCUGCAGGUGUAAAGGCUGCACUAAAUGGAUCCACCAGGCCUGUCUGCAGCGCUGGCUGGACGAGAAGCAGAAAGGAAACAGCAGCGGAGCGGUCAGCUGUCCCCAGUGUGGCACUGAAUACCACAUCACCUUCCCCAAGAUGGGCCCGUUGGUGUAUUUCCUCCAGCAGGUGGACCGAGCUCUGACCCGGGCCAGUCCGUUUGCUGCCGUCGGCGUGGUGGUCGGGACCGUCUACUGGUCCGCCGUCACAUACGGAGCUGUGACCGUCAUGCAGGUUGUGGGUCAUAAGAAGGGUCUGUAUGUGAUGGAGCGAGCUGACCCUCUCUUCCUGCUCAUGGGUCUGCCCACCAUCCCCGUGGUGCUGGUUCUGGGGAAGAUGUUCCGCUGGGAGGAUUAUCUGGUGAGGCUGUGGCAGAAAUACUGCUACAAAGGGAAGCUCCCACCAGGUGGCCGGAGGUACGUUCCCCGGGUCCCUGCUGACGGGUUCGGAGCCGGAGACCACCUCUCUGUGUCCAGGACUCUGUGUGGAGCGCUGGUCUUCCCCUCGAUCGCCAGUCUGGUGGGACGCCUGCUGUUCAGACGCAUGCCCUCUAAUCUGCAGCGCACUGUGCUGGGCGGCAUCGCAUUUGUGUUGAUUAAGGGAGCGCUGAAGGUGUAUUUCAAACAGCAGCAGUGCGUCAUGCAGAGCAGCCGCAACAUCCUCAACUACCCCGAGAGGAACGGAGACGGACAGAACGACGGUGGAGAGGACGACACGGAGGACACAGAGGACAGUGGAAACGAAUAGUAGAGAGAGAGAGAGAGAGAGAGAGAGA
Messenger RNA from Perca flavescens (yellow perch), 1125 nucleotides. It is a transcript of the gene marchf5l, whose product is annotated as membrane-associated ring finger (C3HC4) 5, like. The record is from RefSeq and is a predicted model, not a curated record. Gene Ontology annotation, molecular function: zinc ion binding. The coding region runs from base 222 to 1097 and encodes 291 amino acids. NCBI's taxonomy places the organism in Eukaryota, Metazoa, Chordata, Actinopteri, Perciformes, Percidae. The transcript is spliced from 7 exons.